This is a messenger RNA of Lactuca saligna, 339 nucleotides long. The record is from the annotation of a GenBank genome assembly. Lineage: Eukaryota; Viridiplantae; Streptophyta; Magnoliopsida; Asterales; Asteraceae.
AUGCCGAAUGAAGGCAGGUGUAGGUGGCAGGUCCCAGGGGAGGUGGUAGGCGGAUCAUGGUGGCUAAUUGUAGGGUAUCUUCCAUUUCUUAGCCGUGAUCUGCACAAACAGUUUGUCAACAAGGCUAACACUUAUGGUCCCUUUUUCAACUUCCAGCUCGGAAGCAAACUUCAUUUCCUGAUAAACACCCCUGACUUAGCAAAGGUAGUGGUUCGUGAGAAGGAUGAGAUCUUUGCUAACCACAAUCCAACAAUUGCUACCUUAGGCAGCUCUUAUGGGGGGCAAGAUAUUGUAUGCUCAGACAGCAAUUCAGAUUGGCAUGAAGGGACAUAUUUGUAA